GUAGAUGGAACAUCUUAAAAUGCUGAUGCUAUUAUCCUAUAUGCUUGGCUUUUUAAUUUUUCCAAGUGUACAAGGAGCAAUUGGGUUCAAUUCAAAGGAUCAGUCGUCGUGUGUUCUCCAAGAUGAACCAAGACAGUGCGGUUCCUUUUGCCUGGCCGCACUCAGCCCGCUUUUCGACCAUUCUCGAAAUAUCCGAAAAAGGUUGGAUGAAAUCGAGGCAGGACUGAAGGCCGUAUUCGAUUCGAGACUCAAGCAGGAACUCAUCACAAAAGAAGACUUCGCGAAUUCAAUUAAUGCUCUGCAGGCCAAGCUGGAUGCGAGAUUUGACAGAAUGGAGGAAGUUAGGACGAUAAAAAUAACAGCCGAUGCCUACGAUGAUCUCAAAAGCCAAGGAAGUACUUUGAAAGACACCAUACAAAAAUUGCAGAGUCAGUUAGAAAUAUCCGAAGGUCAAACCAAAAGCAAAGAGGAUCUUUUAAAUGUGAAAGAGGAGCACCUUAAUAAUAGGGAUGAACAAAUCUCUGACCUUAGGAAUCAAAUUAAAUUGAUUGAGAAAACAAAAUCAGAACUAUCUACUCAGCUUUCCGACUUGCAUAAAUAUUAUGACAUUUUACCUGACUCUUGUCCCAGUGGCAGUCCCAAUGGUAUUUACCAAAUAAAGCUUCGGGGUCUUGAACCCUUUGAAGCGCCAUGUGCGACGUCUCCACCUGGUUAUACUGUGAUUCAUAGACGCAUUGAUGGAUCCGAGAACUUCCAUCAAAACUGGGAGGAAUACAAGUCUGGAUUUGGGAAUGUCAGUGGAGAAUUCUUCAUCGGGCUGGAAAAAUUGCAUCGGAUGACUGAGGCACGACCCCACGAACUCUACAUUAAACUUGGGAAUGUUAAUGGAUCCACCGGCUACGCUCAUUAUGAUGACUUUAAGAUUGGGAGUGAGGAGGAAUUGUACGAGUUGAAGAAUCUAGGGAAUUAUUCUGGUGAAGCCGGAGACUCCCUUACAUACAGUAGGAACCAAAAGUUCUCCACAAUUGAUCGGGAUAAUGACAAUUAUAUACAUAUGAAUUGUGCCUAUGUAGAUGGUGCAUGGUGGCACAACAAGUGUUCAUACUGUUCGCUCAAUGGAGAAUACUUCAAAGAUGGCAGAGGUAUUGGAGGAAUUAAUUGGUACUCAUGGCAUGGAGAUUGGGAUGAAUCACUUACCUUUGUUGAAUUGAUGAUAAGGCCCAAGUUCUAA
Drosophila rhopaloa is the source of this 1231-nucleotide messenger RNA. Its product is annotated as fibrinogen-like protein 1. The transcript has 3 exons. NCBI's taxonomy places the organism in Eukaryota, Metazoa, Arthropoda, Insecta, Diptera, Drosophilidae. Bases 5 to 1231 code for a protein of 408 amino acids. The record is from RefSeq and is a predicted model, not a curated record.